This is a messenger RNA of Zygotorulaspora mrakii, 855 nucleotides long. RefSeq names its product Oxr1p (gene OXR1). Lineage: Eukaryota; Fungi; Ascomycota; Saccharomycetes; Saccharomycetales; Saccharomycetaceae. The record is from RefSeq and is a predicted model, not a curated record. Gene Ontology annotation, biological process: response to oxidative stress. The transcript has a single exon. The coding region runs from base 1 to 855 and encodes 284 amino acids. Gene Ontology annotation, cellular component: nucleus.
AUGUUUGAUGUACGGGGCGCAUUGAAUAAAGUAAAGGAUACCUUUACGCAUGAGGACCCCACAAAUCGUCGCUCAUCAAAGUCUCCGGAGGAAACUUUUAGUAGAUCUUCUGAUAGGUCUUCGAAUAGAUCUUCAAAGAAAUUUGGUAAAGAGGAUGGACAGGAUGAAGCAGGAGUGAAUAGCUUGAGCUAUGAAAAUGAUCAGGAUGAUGAGAAAUGGCUUUCUGUCUCCCUCAAGGGGUACUCACCGAACACAAAAUGCAAACUAUUAACACCGGAAAUGUGUGAUGAGAUUCGAACAUUAAUGCCUAUGAGGGUGCAGCUUUAUACAGAAUGGAAGUUAUUAUACAGCUUAGAACAACACGGAGCAUCGUUAAAAUCAUUAUAUCAUAACGUGGUACCGCAGAGCAAGAGGCCCGCUAGGGUGGGUUACGUCAUAAUUAUUCAAGAUAGAAGACACGGUCUCUUUGGAGCAUACUGCAACGAGCCAUUUCAUCCAACGGAAAAUAGACGAUAUUACGGUAAUGGCGAAUGCUUUUUAUGGAAGAUGGACAAAGUGCCGAAUGUGAACAUAGGUGAAGAGCGAGAACAUGGUCGUACUCCUGACAAUAAAGGAUCUGAUGAGCAAAGAUGGCAAUUCAGAGGGUAUCCAUUUACCGGAUUGAACGAGUUUGCAAUAUAUUGUCAGUCAGAUUUUCUCUCAAUGGGCGCGGGCGAUGGCCAUUACGGAUUGUGGCUCGACGAUUCUUUAAUACAUGGAGUUUCCAAUCCAAGUCUCACAUUUGGUAAUGAUGUUCUUAGCCGAGAGGGUAAAAAAUUUCAUGUGGUCGCCUUAGAAGUUUGGAAAGUCGGAUGA